Molecule: messenger RNA, 3642 nt
Organism: Heterotrigona itama
Lineage: Eukaryota; Metazoa; Arthropoda; Insecta; Hymenoptera; Apidae
Source: the annotation of a GenBank genome assembly
AUGAAUUUCGGGUAAGUUGACUCGAUAAUUUUUGUCAAUACGACAACCACAAAAACCGGAAUUCGACGUUCCAUUCGAAAGUCGAAAUAAUAUUUAUAAAAAAUAUUUCUUUCUUGCAGACACCACUCGCGAAUGACCUUUUUCUGAAUAUUAUAGUACUGAACCGACUAAUUCUUUUUUUUUUUUACACACACAGAAUGAAACAUAGAUUGACGAUAGACGAAUAUUCUACGUAAAACUUUUCUUCCUUCAGCGAUCAAAGGAUUUGUGUCGUUAAAGGCUCAUUUCACGCUUUCAGGAUUAUAACAUUGGAAUUUAACAUGUCGAUUUAUAUAUGAAAUUGACAGUUCGUGAUUGUGUGAAAUCAAAAGAUCUUUGCUCCUUCUGUGUGCAUUCGAUGAAUGAGACCUCUCACUAUUGUUUCACUUCUGUUACAGGUAUUCCAAAAUUCUACUUGCUUCCAAUGAAGCUUAUUUUACGUAACAAAUGACAGAUGGAUGAAAUUCAGUUUUGCAAAGCCACUUCUACUUCCACUAUAUGAUCAGACGGUCAGGAUAGGGUCUCAUUUAUCAAUAACAGAACACCAACAGCCGUCAAGAUGAACAUCAGCUCAAUAAGCAUAGGUGAUCUCUUCAACUUAUUGGAAUCCAACAAACUCGCAGAGGUAGAAGAAAUAAAAAAGAUAUUUCAUGAAUUUUUUUUAUCCACAAAAGACAAUUGGCUGGUUAAUGGUCUUUUUGAUUAUUAUUUGUCCACAAAUUCUCUGAGAGCUGUUGAAAUAUUAGCCGGCAUUCGUGAUCCACAUGAUAAGCAUCUCUUAGACCGUUUGUCUGAAGCCCUUUCCAAAUCUGGAAGUAGCAGCCAAAGAAUUCAAACCCUCACUUUGUUGGGUCAUAUUGCCCGUCGUCAGCCAACUUGGUUAUACAAGCUUGCCAGUCAUACUUUAUUUCGGGAUUUACUUAAAUUACUAAAGAUGGAGGUGGAUAUGUUAUCUCUUAUGAGUGCACUUCUACUUUUGGUGAUGUUAUUACCAAUGUUACCUGCUGCUUUAGGGCCGUACCUCCCAGAAAUUUUCGAAGUAUUUGGUCGAUUAGUCUCUUAUUAUUAUCAUCAUCAAUCGUCAUCCGUGUUUUCAUCUCCUAUGCAUUUUACUUCAGCAACAGGGACAAUAGAUAAAAAUCAUUUAUAUUUAUUACAUCUGCAAAUGGGCCUGUAUAGUUUGUUUCACAGAUUAUAUGCCAUGUAUCCUUGCAAUUUCAUUUCAUAUUUGAAACAACAACAACGAGAUCAACCGGCUACUUUUAUCCAUACAAUUAGACCAAUGCUAGAUUCAGUGCGUAUGCACCCUUUACUUGUUACUGCAUCUAAAGACACAGAGAUCUCUGCUGCUAGAUGGAAAAAGAUGGAGCAUCAUGAUGUUAUGGCUGAAUGCGAUCGUUUUACAUUGGAUAAAUAUCGGGAAGAAGUAUUUCGUACUGCAAACUCACGUUCUACGCCACUCUUAGUUAUGCCACUAGUACAUUUUUUAGAUUACUCUUCUGUGUGUACUCCAAUAAAUAUCAGUGAAGGAAUAGCGUCAUCAGAGAUCAGCAAUGGUGAAGAUGAUACGUUCUGGUCACCGAGUAUGUCAGUGCCACCUCAUAGUCCUCAGUUUCCAGUUACAUCUCAUGAACAACGAUCUGCUCCUUCAACACCUAACAAUAAUAAAAGCGGUACAUCUCCACCGGAAGCCGCAGUCGAAGCCACUCCAGAAACAACUCCUGUUAAGGAUCUACGAAAAAUGUCAACGAGGCAAAUACCUACUGGUUCUUGCGCAGUACGUGCUCUUACUGCAUUUGGUAAUGGCACAGUAGGACCAAAUUCACGACCAUCUACACCAAUCCCUUUAAAUCCAUCUGUAUCUGGUUCCGUAAUUGGAAGUGGAGAUACAAAUAAUACACAUGGAUUUAUUCCGCACAAGCUAAGUAAACUUAUCGCAGAUAGACAAACGAUCAAUCAACAAAGAUCGUCCAUCAACGUUGAUGAAGAUGGAAGAUUUUCAGAAAUGAAUAUGCAUCAAAAUGGGAAAAAUGAUUCUUGGCAAGAAGAUCAAGAGGUUUUAGAAAUUGUAAGCUCUCAAACUACUGGAAAAUUCGAAAAUUCGAAAUAUGUCGAACAACAAGAACAUCAUAAUGAAAAAAUGCAAAAUGCUUUUGCAGAUUUGUCACAAAAGGUUUAUCAGCUACGUUUGUAUUCUCAAAGUCAAGCUUCGACACAACAUUUAAACUUGAAUUCUCUUUGCAAAAUUCGAAAAAGCAAAUCUUGCCCAGAUAUCAAAAUUCAGAGACAAAUUAGUAAUGAUAAAACAGAUUCGGUAAAAAUAAGGAGGAAAAAAUUAGAAGAUACAGGAACUCAAACGUUCGAUUUACUUCCAUACGAAGAUUUGUUGCUAGGAAUUUUGGAGCAAAAGACGCAAAUCAAUUUACAAAAACGUUCUCUGCAAGAUACCGAAUUUAGAUUAUCACCAACUGCAAUGCUUGAUCGUUAUGUCGAAGCUUGCACGCAUGGAACUAACAGAAUUAAGCAGAAACAAAGAAAAGAGAAUGGUGGAGAAGAUGAAAUAGCAGAAGAAGAUACUUUCGAUGUCGAAUGUGCGACUCGGUUACUACAACUUAUGCAAAUGCAAUUGCAGUUCGAACGGCACCGUAGAGAAGUUCACGCUGAACGUAAUCGACGACUUCUUGGAAAACUGAGGGAUUCUCGUGCGUUAGAAGAACAUAAUUAUGCUGUGACUGAUCGUUUAAAAAUAAUGGAGAAAGAAGUGGAGAGCUUAAAAACUGAAUUAGAGCGUAAAAAGAAAGAAACUUGCCAAGCUGAGGACAAAUACAAAGAUGCAUUACAUCACUGGCAAACUAAGUGUGUAGAAGAACAACGACAGAAUCAGAUAUUAAAGGAACGUCUCGAAUCUAUUGAAGUUAAAUUGAAGAAUGAGCAAAAAAAGGUAGCAGACUGUGAACAACGAAUUCAGUCCACAGAGGCUUCUCUAUUUGACGCAGGCCAUCAACUAAGAGUAGCUUUAAAAGCUGCAAAUCGUAGUAAAGAACUAGAGCGUACUCUCGAUUCUGUACAGAAGAAAUUUCUUCUACUUGGAGAGAUUUACGGCGGCAAUUAGAAUCACGAAUAUCCCUUGUAGAAGCUUUAAAGAUACGUUUAACUGAAUUAGAGAACAAAGAAGCACGAAAAGAAGCGCAACUCGUAGAACUGCAACGGCUUUUACAAGAAACAAAAGAUCAACAUGAAGCUGAAUUGGAAGCCGUUGUAUCAAAAUACAAAGCACAAGCUGAGAUAAACCUUCUUCUUGAAGGCCGUAUACUUGAACUUCAUGGAAUAUUAGAGGCAGCGACUUGUAGUAAUACUACUGUAAACAAUCUAGCUUCUUCAGCAUCGCCUAAAGAAAGAUCACCUCCAUUGUCGGCUAGUUUAGCCUCUUCUAGCGAGGGAAGUCUUGCCUUUAUUCAUUCAGGUACUGGAAUUAUAAUGAAUGACUGCUGUGAUACCGCAGGCGAAAUUUCUAAUCUUCAAGCUAUCGUCGAACCUGUACCAAGCCAGGUUACUUCACCAUCUCGUCAGAAUCAACAAAGACGAAUUCCUAAACAAGACUAA